UACCAGUGUGUCCAACUCCUCCCGCAUGGGUUUUUGUUGCUAACAAGAGGAUAGGAAAAAGAAUUUUCGAAAUCACUAGCAGGAUCGGGCUUAGGUUUUUAUCAGGGUUGAAAAGCGCUGGAGUUUGGGCCCGACGAGCUUUGGCACCAUCGGCGCACUGGCUUUAACAAAAAGGAGCGCUAAGAAUAUGACAGGUGCACCGUCUUAUGUUGAGCCCUAUGGUUUAGCCGGCACUAUGCUCCAUGGGCUUUCGCGGGUUAGACUAGGUGGAAACAUGUCGUUCAUGAACGUCACUAACCCAUCAAUUCACAGAGGUAUGUGAGCGCAGGAGUAUUGUUGAAGUUUAGAUUUAACAAUUCAAGGCCUCACUUCUGCAUGCCAAAAUAUCCAUUCUUUCCAUCAAUGCCUGGCUUUUUCAACCCCUUCCGUUCUCCUUCCUCCCCCGAUAUGUUUCAACGACUCUUCAGCGCGAGACAGACACCGCCUCCAGAAAGGCCAGAACUCUCCAGUGGCCAUACCGGCAUUUUGGAAGAUUGUAUAACAACCACUCGCACGGAUAUAUUCCAGCUCGAGCGGAGGAUCAAAGCCCUUAACGCAAAUGUCCUGGCCAUUUGCUACUGUAUAAAGAACAAACAGCCAUCCUUCGUGCCCCCAACUGCCGUUCGCCUCCCUGAGGUAUUCCAAACGGAAGCCAUUCCAUCUCCUUUCAAAGGCUCGCCGAAGAAGUCAGCCAGGAAAUGGCCAUCUAUUCCACUGCUUCGUUCCAAUAGUCCACCAAACGAGGCCAAGGUACUAAAUCGUCCUUCUCAAAUUGAACGCCCCGCCGAUGUUCCUGAAGCCGAGAGAGAGAUUCCUUCACCGACAAGAAUCGAUUGUGAAGAUAUGGUUUUGAUGGCGAAUGGGAAAGCGGAGCCUCAAGUUCAACUUAACUUCCUGGUCUUGAAGAAGGCAGAAAUGGAGGUCGAGGUGGGGAGAUUGGAAAGUGAUCUUGUGUUUUGGGCUGGCGUCUACCACGAUAUCAAGAUCGCACACCGAAAGAAAAGCGACAAGGAGGAAAAGAGGAAGCCGUCUUUUCAGACCAGGAAUCCGCCACGGCCCUCUUUGCUACGGGAGCCUUCCUUCCAUUCCAAUCCGAUCUCUAACAACCAUGCCGAAAGUAUGAGUAUCCCGACUUCGGCGCCAUUUAUAAUUUCACGAAAGGAGGUCCCAUCAAAGAAUUGACUGCGAGGGUUAAGGCUACCUCCUUGUUCUCAUCAACGCUGGGCCGAAGCCACAAAAACUCGUGGUCCCAAGUCAAUGACCUGUUUAUGACGGAAGGUAGUGGCUCGAGGGCAAGAGGAACGGGGUCGACUACAAAGUUUGGGACAGGAAAUCAUGCGAAACAUGACCAUACGCGCGAUGAUUUAAGGGUCGAUUUGAGGGUGCGAAGGAGGAGUUGGGGAGAGAAUCACUGAAUUGAGA
Molecule: messenger RNA, 1461 nt
Organism: Hyaloscypha bicolor E
Lineage: Eukaryota; Fungi; Ascomycota; Leotiomycetes; Helotiales; Hyaloscyphaceae
Exons: 1
Coding region: 376-1221 (281 amino acids)
Source: RefSeq, a predicted model, not a curated record